This is a messenger RNA of Patella vulgata (common limpet), 3420 nucleotides long. Its product is annotated as cytochrome P450 2J2-like. NCBI's taxonomy places the organism in Eukaryota, Metazoa, Mollusca, Gastropoda, Patellidae. Gene Ontology annotation, molecular function: oxidoreductase activity, acting on paired donors, with incorporation or reduction of molecular oxygen, reduced flavin or flavoprotein as one donor, and incorporation of one atom of oxygen; iron ion binding; heme binding. Gene Ontology annotation, cellular component: cytoplasm; intracellular membrane-bounded organelle. The coding region runs from base 19 to 1524 and encodes 501 amino acids. The record is from RefSeq and is a predicted model, not a curated record. Gene Ontology annotation, biological process: xenobiotic metabolic process. The transcript is spliced from 5 exons.
CACGGACUAAAACACACGAUGUCUGGUAUCUUCACCAUGAUAUUAGAUAUAUUCCAAUAUUUUAACAUAGAAUAUAUAACUGUAUUGUUUAAAGAUAAUGUUGGUGUAAGAACUGGUCUAGUAUUUGUGACUUGUCUGGGAAUAUGGUUGCUGAUGAGAAAACCCCAGGGGAUUCCACCAGGACCCAGAUUUACCCUGCCUAUAUUAGGGGACAUGUAUUUGAAAGGAGAAAGUGAUUUGAGGAUAGUUGCCAGGCAACUAAGAAAAGAGUACGGAGAUAUAUGCAGUGCUUAUUUUGGAUCGAAGUUGUUUAUUUUUCUCAAUAGUUAUGACGUGAUAAAAGAAGCCUUGGUUAAAAAUGGAGAUAUAUUUUCACAUCGACCAUCCUUGUUUUGGUCAGAUCUUAUUACACAGAGAAAAGGAAUAGUGAUGUCAGAGGGCCAGCCGUGGAAAGAACAACGAAAGUUUGCUCUGGAAACUUUGAGAGAGUUUGGUUUUGGCUUGAAGAAAGUUAUCGGAAACGAAAAUGGCGGAAAAUUCGACAUGUUCCGUUUAAGUCAAAAGGGUGUUUCCAAUAUUAUAUCGUCUAUGGUUUAUGGUAAACGAUUCGAGUAUGAUGAUCCGGUAUUUAAUAUUUUUCUGGAUAAAACUGAAAGCUUGCUUCUAACAAUAACACAUGGGUCUGUUUUGAGUAUGUUUCCCUUUCUGCGAUAUUUACCGGGUGAUUUGUUCAAAUAUCACAGUGUUUUGAACAGUCUGGAUUUCAUUAAAGACAACAUCAUCAUUCCAUCAAUCAACGAACACAUGAAGAAUUUUGAUGAAAAUCACGUGGAUGAUUACAUCAGUAGUUAUAUCAGAGAAAUGAAGAAAGUGUCUAAAACUGGACAGCCAUCUUAUCUAAACGAGCCCCAACUGGUGUCCGCUAUACUGGACCUGUUUAUUGCUGGCACGGAAACGACAUCAACAACCAUUUUGUGGACGAUUCUUUAUUUUCUACAUCAUCCAAACAUACAAGAUAAAUGUUACAAGGAGAUUCAAGAUGUCGUUGGUUCCGGUCGUCUACCGUCAAUAAAAGAUAAACCGUCCUUGCCGUAUGUUGAAGCCGUCAUAUUGGAAGUUCUCCGUAAAGCAAACAUUUUAAUGACCGGAAUCCCGCAUGCUGUCAGUGAAGACACGAGGUUCCAUGGAUACCAUUUUCCAAAAGACGCCAUCAUCAUACCUAACGCCGAUGCUGUUUUAACCGAUGACAAGAUUUGGGGCGAUGCUGAUGUAUUUAGACCGGAAAGAUUCAUCGAUUCUAAUGGAAAGGUCAUAAAAAAAGAUGAAUUGAUUCCCUUUUCGACAGGUAGAAGAAUAUGUCUGGGAGAAUCAUUGGCUAAAAUGGAAUUAUUUUUAUUUGUGACAACCUUGGUACAAAGAUUUGAAUUUAAACCGGUCGAUGCUGAUAAUUUACCAACAUUACAAGGUGUUAUUGGAAUAACUCAUGCCCCUGCUAGAUACCAGGUUCGAGCCGUACCCAGAUAAAAACACAGUUCCCUCCCCUAUUUCAUUAACAACGAACUGUUACUUCGCAUAAAGUUGUUUUUAGUGAACUUAAUGGUCUCAAAUCUAAAGACGUAUUACUGCUUUUUGUGAAAUUGAGCUUUAAGGAAUGUGUGUGCUUACCGAUAAUUUAGUCCGAUAAUUUUUUUUUGUAUAAACAUAUUUUAUUCAAACAACAUGAAUAGGAUUGGGUAACAGGCAGAGCCUAUGUGAAAACCCUCUCCCUGUAUACAGUAUAAUUUACAAUAAUAAAGUAUUUACACAUAUACAAGGUAUUUACAAGGUGCUUACCGAUAAUUUAGUCCGAUUGUACCCAAUUAUUUCUAGUUCAGUUUAAGUCCGAGAAUCCGGAGGUUUUUGUUUAUGAAAAUUGUGCAUAGAUGAAGUCCGGAUUCUCAAACUAGGUGGGGUAAGAAGAAAUUUAAUGAAAGAGCGUUACUGAAUGAGGUAAUAGAGCCUGUUUCCUAUUCUAUGUUAGAAAGAAGUUAAAUAAAAUCUGUACUGUUCAAAUGUUGUCACGGUAUUAAGAUAGAAGUACAUUUUUCUUUUUUUUAAAAGUGUCUUCCAAGUUUCUGAUCGGUGAUAUUAAAAUACGCCCUCAUAAGUAAACGUAGGAGUGUAAUCGAUAUAUUCACUUGGGGACAAGUUGACUCAGAUUAAAGCACAGAUCAUAUUUCCUUCAAACUUUUGUUUUACUUUUGUUUUACUACAAAGGAUCUGUAUGAGUUGUUGAAUAUCUCACGUUCUGUCUGAUGUGAAGGAUUGGCCAAUCAAAUAGUCAGAUAGGUAGACAUAUAUAGAACAAAACAAAGUAAAAGUCUUAUUUCUGAACAGGUAAUUGUCCUAUAUUAUAGUCAGUUGCAUCUAGUUCUUAUCACGUGACGCGAUAUGAGUAGACAUAUUGUCAGUUGCAUCCAGUUCUUAUCACGUGACGCGAUAUGGGUAGACAUAUAGAAACAAAACAAACCCAAGGUUGUAUAUCCGAAUAGCUAAUUCAAACACAAGAGUCGAUUGGUUAUUUGAGUGACUGUCGUCAUAGGAUCAAAAGUCACUCCCAUGACACUUGACGAACAACCUCCAUGAUCGCCAUGUGGUCGAAGCCAUCCAAAGUACAAAAAACGAAACGAAAUAUAGAUUUGUAUUUUAAUCAGAUUGGGGCAAGGUUAUAUAUUAAACACUGGGACAUUUCUACAUGAGAAAAUAAAAUAAAUUUUAUGGACAGAAAUUGAUUAGUAAGUUCAUUGAUAAAUCGUGAAAACUGAACUAGUACGGUUUCAUUCACUAUGUCCUUCCUGUCCUGUUCGACUGACAGGAGGAAUCAUAAACAGCCUGGCUAGCUAACAUAUAAUAUCCCAACUCGAUUUGUUGUUUUGAAAUGAUGUAUUUUAAUACAGUUUGACUGUUUAGUUUAAUUUUGUAUCAGUCAUUAAAAAAAGUCAUUAAAACCGCGUAGAUUGGACUAAGCAGGAGCAAACGACUGUCGUUAAAUUUGAACUGUCGGGAGAUUGAUCCCUGCAUUGGCCGAGAAAGUUCGUCCAGAUUUUCCGGCGUGGUUUCCGCUUGUCAGUGAUGCAGGAUGGAGGACCUGGCAAGGACAGCUAUCUAGUCGUUCCGAUGGGACGAAAAAGCGAGGUCCCAUGUACACAACGUCGUGUACACAUCAGAUCCAUUGGCAGUAGCACCGCUGCCCGGACAAAAUUGCUCUCAUAGCACACUGUAUGGCGUAUGCCCGUCUUCAUUAGCCUAUUUCGGAUCAGAACAGGAGGACGUUAAACCCUAUUUCAUUUCAUUUAACGUACGAAAGAAUAGAGUUGCUGAAAAUACGUAUUUGAGAGAAUGUUUUGGAGAAUAAAACUGCUUAAUUUUGUGUUUAGGACG